AUGUCGCUCCGCCAUAAUGACAUCGAGCCCAGCACCUCCCCCCCGCCCCCCUUCCCCCAUUCAAUCGUCCACAUCCCCGCCCAGUUCCAUUCCAUGACCGCCGGCGCCGGGGCCGGUCUCGUCUCUUCCAUCGUCACAUGCCCCCUCGACGUCGUCAAGACACGCCUGCAAGCACAGGCGAUAUCGAGGACUGCAGAAAACUACGAGUCGGUGGGGAUGAUUGUCAGGAAUAUAUGGUCUUCGAGCGGCUUUAAGGGGUUUUACCGGGGCCUGGGUCCGACGCUGGCAGGCUAUCUGCCGACGUGGGGGAUCUACUUUACAGUCUACGAUAUGGUCAAGGACAGGAUGGGAGGAUGGGCAGUGGAUAAUGACUUGCCGAUAGCAGGCUCUUUCGUCCACAUCAUAGCAGCCAUGUCAGCAGGGGCCACUGGCACCAUCAUGACAAGCCCUCUAUGGGUGGUCAAGACCAGGUUCAUGGCUGGUCUGCCUUCGCAUCACACACGGUAUAAGAACACCUUGGAAGCUAUAGCAGACAUAUAUCGGCACGAAGGGCCAAAGGCAUUCUACAAAGGAUUAUUACCAUCCCUCAUGGGUGUCAGCCACGUCGCUGUGCAGUUUCCCCUGUAUGAAAAGGCCAAAUCUUGGGCCGAAGGCAGUCAUCUAUCAUUACCGCCUUCCACCAUCCUCUUGUGCUCUGCAUUCUCCAAAAUGGUCGCAUCCCUGGCUACAUACCCCCACGAAGUCCUACGUACCCGCCUCCAAAUUCGGAGAUCACACAGGGCCCCUCCCUCUCCCUCCCCCGCCCCUUCCACUCAGCCCUCCCAUAAACCGAUAGCUACGCCCUCAUCGCUGGGAAGAAUCACAGGUCCCGAGCCUCCCUUACCCAGAAUAGCAGAAGGGCCCAAGCCACCCUGGCAGUUUUGGCAUAAUCCGAAGGAGGGAGGGGUGAUAGACACGAUGUUUACGAUCAAGAAGCAAGAUGGGUGGAGAGGGUUCUACAGGGGGUUGUCUAUCAAUUUGGUCCGGACGGUACCGUCAAGCGCCGUGACUAUGCUCACGUACGAACUCAUCAUGCGUAGAUUGUCAUCACCCACAUCAUAA
This is a messenger RNA of Cryptococcus wingfieldii CBS 7118, 1101 nucleotides long. Its product is annotated as solute carrier family 25 (mitochondrial folate transporter), member 32. The coding region runs from base 1 to 1101 and encodes 366 amino acids. Gene Ontology annotation, molecular function: NAD transmembrane transporter activity. Lineage: Eukaryota; Fungi; Basidiomycota; Tremellomycetes; Tremellales; Cryptococcaceae. The record is from RefSeq and is a predicted model, not a curated record. The transcript is spliced from 5 exons. Gene Ontology annotation, biological process: NAD transmembrane transport.